CGUGUUACUGGGCGAGGUUCCAGCCAAGGUGCCCACGCGCCUUGGGGGAAACCAGAGGACUUCUGCACCGUUUCCCGAGGACAGUUUGGCAGUGUUUCAGAAGGGCCUUAGAACCAGGCAGGCCCCCUUCUAGGAUGGUGGAAAGCCUAAAGAUCUGAAAACGGUCUCAAGUGUCGUCUUAGCGAUUGGCUGACUAAACCGAAUGCAAGCCGGAGACUGCACACGAUGUUGCCGUUAACAGUUACACUGGGCCGGGCAGUCAGAGGCAGGCGGAUCACCUGAGGUCAGGAGUUCGAGAACAGCCUGGCCAACAUGGCAUGAAGAACUCUUGACUGACAGAAACGGAGGGUGUGUCCAAAGUUUUGAGGACGGCCGAGCGGCGCUCCAAAACCCGUCCUCACAGCCUCGCCCCGUUCGCCUCAGCUACAACAAAUCAUCGUCAACCUGUUCCACCUUCUCCAGUCUGGUAGCAAAAAGGGGUGUCUCAGGCCACUCUUCACCUCCACCAUGAGCCUGGACAUCCAGAGCCUGGACAUCCAGUGUGAGGAGCUGAGCGACGCUAGAUGGGCCGAGCUCCUCCCUCUGCUCCAGCAGUGCCAAGUGGUCAGGCUGGACGACUGUGGCCUCACGGAAGCACGGUGCAAGGACAUCAGCUCUGCACUUCGAGUCAACCCUGCACUGGCAGAGCUCAACCUGCGCAGCAACGAGCUGGGCGAUGUCGGCGUGCAUUGCGUGCUCCAGGGCCUGCAGACCCCCUCCUGCAAGAUCCAGAAGCUGAGCCUCCAGAACUGCUGCCUGACGGGGGCCGGCUGCGGGGUCCUGUCCAGCACACUACGCACCCUGCCCACCCUGCAGGAGCUGCACCUCAGCGACAACCUCUUGGGGGAUGCGGGCCUGCAGCUGCUCUGCGAAGGACUCCUGGACCCCCAGUGCCGCCUGGAAAAGCUGCAGCUGGAGUAUUGCAGCCUCUCGGCUGCCAGCUGCGAGCCCCUGGCCUCCGUGCUCAGGGCCAAGCCGGACUUCAAGGAGCUCACGGUUAGCAACAACGACAUCAAUGAGGCUGGCGUCCGUGUGCUGUGCCAGGGCCUGAAGGACUCCCCCUGCCAGCUGGAGGCGCUCAAGCUGGAGAGCUGCGGUGUGACAUCAGACAACUGCCGGGACCUGUGCGGCAUUGUGGCCUCCAAGGCCUCGCUGCGGGAGCUGGCCCUGGGCAGCAACAAGCUGGGUGAUGUGGGCAUGGCGGAGCUGUGCCCAGGGCUGCUCCACCCCAGCUCCAGGCUCAGGACCCUGUGGAUCUGGGAGUGUGGCAUCACUGCCAAGGGCUGCGGGGAUCUGUGCCGUGUCCUCAGGGCCAAGGAGAGCCUGAAGGAGCUCAGCCUGGCCGGCAACGAGCUGGGGGAUGAGGGUGCCCGACUGCUGUGUGAGACCCUGCUGGAACCUGGCUGCCAGCUGGAGUCGCUGUGGGUGAAGUCCUGCAGCUUCACAGCCGCCUGCUGCUCCCACUUCAGCUCAGUGCUGGCCCAGAACAGGUUUCUCCUGGAGCUACAGAUAAGCAACAACAGGCUGGAGGAUGCGGGCGUGCGGGAGCUGUGCCAGGGCCUGGGCCAGCCUGGCUCUGUGCUGCGGGUGCUCUGGUUGGCCGACUGCGAUGUGAGUGACAGCAGCUGCAGCAGCCUCGCCGCAACCCUGUUGGCCAACCACAGCCUGCGUGAGCUGGACCUCAGCAACAACUGCCUGGGGGACGCCGGCAUCCUGCAGCUGGUGGAGAGCGUCCGGCAGCCGGGCUGCCUCCUGGAGCAGCUGGUCCUGUACGACAUUUACUGGUCUGAGGAGAUGGAGGACCGGCUGCAGGCCCUGGAGAAGGACAAGCCAUCCCUGAGGGUCAUCUCCUGAGGCUCUUCCUGCUGCUGCUCUCCCUGGACGACCGGCCUCGAGGCAACCCUGGGGCCCACCAGCCCCUGCCAUGCUCUCACCCUGCAUAUCCUAGGUUUGAAGAGAAACGCUCAGAUCCGCUUAUUUCUGCCAGUAUAUUUUGGACACUUUAUAAUCAUUAAAGCACUUUCUUGGCA
Molecule: messenger RNA, 2069 nt
Organism: Homo sapiens (human)
Lineage: Eukaryota; Metazoa; Chordata; Mammalia; Primates; Hominidae
Gene: RNH1
Product: ribonuclease/angiogenin inhibitor 1
Exons: 11
Coding region: 508-1893 (461 amino acids)
Cellular component (GO): cytoplasm; nucleus
Source: RefSeq, a predicted model, not a curated record